This is a messenger RNA of Strongyloides ratti, 1644 nucleotides long. Its product is annotated as Lysosomal alpha-mannosidase. Gene Ontology annotation, molecular function: carbohydrate binding; alpha-mannosidase activity. NCBI's taxonomy places the organism in Eukaryota, Metazoa, Nematoda, Chromadorea, Rhabditida, Strongyloididae. The record is from RefSeq and is a predicted model, not a curated record. Bases 1 to 1644 code for a protein of 547 amino acids. The transcript is spliced from 2 exons. Gene Ontology annotation, cellular component: lysosome. Gene Ontology annotation, biological process: mannose metabolic process.
AUGAUUGAAGGAUGGGAUGAUGGUGAAACAAUUUUAAAUUCAAUUGUAAAUAAAGUUGGUUCUAUAAAAGGAAAACAAUUACCAACAAUGAUUUUAUGUAAAAAAUUAAAUGAAAGUAUUUGUAUUAUAUCAGAAGAAAGUAGCCAAUUUACGGUGACCGUAUUCAAUUCAUAUCAUGAUGAUAGAAAUAUCUUUGUUCGAGUGCCCAUAAAUCAUAAUAGUGUUAAGGUACUUGAUGACAAUGGUAAUAUCGUUCAAAAUCAAGUACUGGAAACUUUUAAAACUUCACAAUUAAAUGGAAAUAAUAAAUUUGAAGUUAUAUUUGAAAUUAAAUUUAAAGGUAUUGGAUUUAUUACAUAUUUUAUCCAAUAUAAUAAUAAUAAAAUUAAAAAAAUAUCAAAAAAUAAUAAUGAAAAAAAUUUACUUGAAAAUGAUAAUUUUAAAAUUACAUUUGAUGAUAAUGGUUAUAUACAAAAUAUUACAAAUAAACAAUUAAAUAUAACAUUUCCUUUUAAUAUAACAUAUUCUUAUUAUAUUGGAUGUGGAAAGAAUGAUUUUCAACCGUCUGGUGCUUAUAUCUUUUCACCAAUAAACUCAACUACAGUAUCUUUUAAUAUGACAAUUAAUACAACAACUUUAAUCGGUCCAUUUGUAAAUGAGACACGCCAACAAAUAUCACCUUGGGUAUCACAUUCUAUUCGUCUUUAUAAAAAUGUUCCAUAUAUUGAAAUUCAAUGGACAGUUGGUCCAAUUCCAAAAGAAAAAUUUGAUCCAAUUGGUAAAGAAUUAAUUAUACGCUACACGACUACUCUCCAAAAUAAUGGUCAAUUCAUAACUGAUUCAAAUGGAAGGCAAUCAAUGUCUCGUAAAACUAAUUAUGCACCGGAUUAUACUUAUAAAAACACAGAUCCAAUAACUGCAAAUUAUUAUCCAAUUACUAAUAAAGUUUCUAUUAAUGAUGAUAAAUAUCUAUUUUCUGUUCUUGUUGAUAGAGCACAAGGAGUUGGUGGCUUAAAAGAUGGUGAAUUAGAAAUUAUGUUACAUAGAAGAGCUUUUCAUGAUGAUUAUUUAGGUGUUGAGGAACCAUUAGAUGAAUUAGGUGAAGAUGGUAAAGGAUUAAUUGCUAGAGGUAUACAUAGAAUUUAUAUUGGAGAUAAAAAUUUAUUAACAACUAAAAUAAGAGAUGAUUCAAUUUCAUUUUUUAAAGAACCUAUUAUAAUGUUUUCAAAAAUUAAUAAUAUAACAAUUAAUGAAUAUAAAGAUAACUUUAUAACAAAUUAUAAAUUUUUAGAACCAUCAUUACCAAAAGGUAUAAAUAUUUUGUCAAUUGAAUCACUUAAUGAUAUCUCAAGUGAAUGGUUAUUUAGAUUAGAACAAAUUUAUGAAGGAGAUGAGAUGGGUGUAAAAUCUCAACCAAUUACAGUAGAUUUUGAUAAAAUAUUUUCUCCAUUUAAAAUUGAACGUAUCAUUGAAACUGAUAUUCAAGGUAUUGAAGAAAAAAAUGAUACAAAUAAGAAAAAUAUGUUAAAAAAUAACAAAAUUUAUAUGAAAAAAGGUAAAAAAUUAUACAUGAAUAAAUUAGAAAAUGAAGUUAGCGUUCUUCCAAUGGAAAUAAGAACAUUUAAAAUAUAUUUAAAAAAUUAA